AUAAAUUUAAUGAUUUCUAACUUUGAUUUCUAAAUUGUAAAAUUUAAACAAAAAUGCCGGUAGAAACUUCUUUAUCCAGUAUUUUAACUACACGGUUUGAUUUUGGAGUUCCCCUGGAAGAUAUUUUUCCACCAGGUGAUGUUCAUUCCAGGCUUAAAUUUCUUUUUGUGAUAGCUUACAAUGAGUACAGAGAUUGUAGUUCAGAUAUUGAAGAUGUCCUAAAAUAUUCUCAAGGUUCUCUUCAAACGCGUUUUGAUCUGAAGGACAAGUUAAUUCUGGAUAUUGAUUACCGGAAUAGUAUCCAGGGCUAUCCUACAGGAAGUUAUUUCUGGUUGUUAAGACAUUUUUUGGGUCUAUUACCUUUACCUUUAUUACCCACCUAUACCAAUGGAUGUUGGUUUGAUUGGGUUGAUAUUGGUGAAGAAUGCAGAUAUGUCCUAAAAUAUUUCAGGGGUGGUAGUAGUUCAGGAAGGCAUAGACUAGACCAGGAAAUUGCUGAUUCAAUGAAUAUGCUGCCCUGGCAGAAUCUUAUUUUAUUAGAUCUUUUAGUAAAAUUUAUUAGAAAAAUUUGCUGCCCAUAUCAUCCAAACAAUAUUAAUAAAGAAUCCUUAAUUACUCUUGGUAAAUUCUUUUGUGGAUCUGUUUUAUUAAGACCCUAUACACCUGGAAACUAUACAAAAAAUGAUACUCUACUGUCUUUGUUUUUGUACAUCAUAUUGAGAUGGAAAAACUUGUAUAAUGGCGCUGACAUAGCCAAGGAUGAUAAUAAUAAUCCAAACAGUUUCUCAAAUUUUAAUAUAACAUCUAUUUACCAAAGAAUGCCCAUUAUUGCCAGUCUUAUAAAAAGUUCACUAAAAGAGGCGGCUUGCCAAACGGAAACAAGUCUCUCAAGUCACACCUAUUGCGACGUUUUGAACUCGGACAGCGCAAAUCUUCAGGGAAGCAAAGAUUUUGUGAAGAAAUCAGACCAGAAUCUUUACAAGCUCACCUUCAUUGAAGAAGAACCUGAAGAAGUGCUAGAAAAUGAAGAUGAGAAUGAUUGUUAUCAAACUGCUAUUGAUUUUACUUUGAAAAGUGGGACUGAAGAGCGGGAUGUUAAAGACUGGAGUGAAGUUCUUCAGGAAACUCUGGAUACGGUCAGGAAAGUGGAGGAAGGAUAUAUUUAUGAUGAUUAUGAGACAUUCAACAAGGAGAAGUAUAAUCAAGUUGGAGAAACCAGUAUUGGUACAGUUCUAAAUAAAAUCUCAAAACAGGGGUGGACUUAUAUAUCAUCAAAAUCAACUCCCCUAAAAAAAUCAAGCACACCUAAAACCACCAAGCCCGAAGAAGAGGACAGUUACUUGAAAUUUCCUGAUCCUUGUGACGGUAUCGACUUUGAAUCGUCCACUAAGUGUACGACAAAACAUGUCUAUCUAUCGAAAUCAACUCCCAUAAAAAAAUCGAGCACACCUAAAAACAAACCCGGACAAGAACUCAGUUACGCCAAAUUUCCCGACCCUUGUGACAAUAUCCAAUUAGAAUCCUCUACCAAAACUGUCCCUCCAGCUAAAUCAGAUAGCAGAGUGUCCGAAAAGCUGUUCCAGGACAGUCCAGCGACGUUCGUAGAGGACAAUAGCAAUCAGAAUUUAGAAAAUCGAGGAGGCACAAGCAAAAGAUCUCGAUAUGUUCUAAAGAGGAUGAGGUUGAGUUUGGAGUUUCUUAGAACUCUGUCGCCCAAGAGAAGCGUUUUUAAUAAAGUCAAAUAUCAGAAAAUCUGAUUCUGAUACAGAAUAGAUCAAAUGAUUUUGUUUCUAUACAGGGUGGUUCGAACUGUAUUCCGGAAACUUCGGCAGCAUAUUCUGCAGAUAAAAAUAAGCUAAAA
This is a messenger RNA of Sitophilus oryzae (rice weevil), 1861 nucleotides long. RefSeq lists its product as uncharacterized. The transcript is spliced from 7 exons. Lineage: Eukaryota; Metazoa; Arthropoda; Insecta; Coleoptera; Curculionidae. The record is from RefSeq and is a predicted model, not a curated record. The coding region runs from base 54 to 1757 and encodes 567 amino acids.